Molecule: messenger RNA, 1929 nt
Organism: Meyerozyma guilliermondii ATCC 6260
Lineage: Eukaryota; Fungi; Ascomycota; Pichiomycetes; Serinales; Debaryomycetaceae
Product: methylenetetrahydrofolate reductase (NAD(P)H)
Exons: 1
Coding region: 1-1929 (642 amino acids)
Biological process (GO): tetrahydrofolate interconversion
Cellular component (GO): cytosol
Molecular function (GO): FAD binding; methylenetetrahydrofolate reductase [NAD(P)H] activity
Source: RefSeq, a predicted model, not a curated record
AUGUCUGUUGUCCAAAAAAUUAACAGUCUUGGUCCACAGGACCGUUUCAUAUCUUUUGAGUUCUUUCCUCCAAAAACUGAUACCGGGUUCCGUAACCUUUUGGCUCGGCUCCACCGUAUGCUGGCAUUGAAUCCUCUCUUCAUAACGGUAACUUGGGGAGCUGGCGGCUCCACCAGCGAAAAGUCCUUGGACUUGGCUAUCACCUGCCAGAAGGAAUUGGGCUUAACUACGGUUUUGCACUUAACUUGCACAAACACCAACAAAGAUAUCAUCGACAAUGCCCUCCAACGAGCCAAGGAAAAUGGCAUAAGAAACAUCCUUGCACUUCGUGGCGAUCCACCUAGGACAGAGGAGUACUGGACACCCGACUGUGACUUCUAUAGUGCGGUGGACUUGGUCAAAUAUAUUAAACAGCAGCAUGGUGACUACUUUUGCAUCGGAGUUGCCGGGUACCCCGAGGGCCAUGUGGAAGGAAGUGAUACUUCCAACCAAAACCCGGAGAAAGAUAUACCUUAUUUGGAAGAAAAAAUCGACGCUGGGGCAGAAUUCAUCAUUACCCAGCUUUUCUACGAUGUCGAUAAAUUCAUGCAUUAUCAAAAACUUUUGAGUCUGAGUCCAAAACUCAAGAACAUUCCUCUCAUUCCCGGUCUCAUGCCCAUAACCACAUACAAGGUGUUUACGAGGGCUUCUAAAUUAUCGCACUCUUCAAUUCCUCAUGAAAUUGAAUCACAGCUUCAAAAUACCUCUAGUGACGACAAUGCUGUCAAGUCCAUAGGUAUCCGUAUUAUCACAGACAUGGUGGACCAGAUCAAUAACCGGUCCAAUGGUGCCAUACGUGGCUAUCAUUUUUACUGUUUGAAUUUGGAAAAAGCAGUUGCUUCGGUGCUCGAUCAAUCGGCGGUUCUUCGUCCUAUAAUGGAGGCUCCUACUAACACCAUCAGCCACGACGAUGCCGUGGCAAGUGACGACGAGGACAUUGAGAUGCCACCCAAGAAGGGUAGAAGAAGAUCGUCCAUCAUCAACGAAAAUGAGGUGGCAGCGCCCGGCUUUGCAGCCGUAGGAAUGGGCCACAAAGCAUCCGCCAAUAAGGCUCUUCUCAGCGACAAGCGCACAUUAGUGGAUAUUAGUACCGGUAAGGGUGCUCUAGGAAAAGACGCAACCUGGGACGACUUUCCCAAUGGUAGAUUUGGUGACUCCAAUUCGCCUGCUUAUGGUGAAAUCGAUGGCUAUGGUCCUUCAUUAAAAAUUCACUCGCCUCAAGAAGCCAUUGCAAAAUGGGGAACUCCCGAGUCUACCAAGGACAUCUCUAAGGUUUUCCUCAAUUAUCUCUCGGGAAAGAUCAAUAUCUUGCCGUGGGUGGACGCUCCACUUUCAGCAGAAACAGCAUUGAUUCAAGAAGAACUUUUCGAGUUGAACGAUAAAGGGUGGUUUUCCUUGGCAUCUCAGCCAUCGGUAAAUGGAGCUCGCUCGUCAGAUAAGAUCUUUGGCUGGGGUCCUUCCAAUGGGUUUGUCUUCCAGAAAUCCUUUGUGGAGAUCUUCAUUCCCAAAGAAGAAUGGAGCACAAAGUUGUAUCCAAAACUCAAACACAUGAUCGAUAACCUUGAUAUCACCUAUUAUGCUGGAGACUCCAGUGGUAAAAUCCAGUCCAAUCUUCCUGUUGGACCAGAUAGCCACAACAGUAAAAAUGCAGUGACAUGGGGUGUGUUUCCACUGCAGGAAGUGCUUCAGCCCACCAUCAUAGAUAUCGAGUCUUUCAGGGCUUGGAACGAAGAAGCAUUCCACUUGUGGCUGGAAUGGGCCCGGUGUUACAAAAAGAACUCUGUAUCUUACAAUUUGUUGAAUUCCAUUAAUGGUGAUUACUACUUGGUGAGUUUGAUCUACCAUAACUUUAACGACGAGACAGGGUUGUGGCGGGCGCUUCUCGAGUAG